Brachypodium distachyon (stiff brome) is the source of this 2656-nucleotide messenger RNA. Its product is annotated as ubiquitin carboxyl-terminal hydrolase 22. Gene Ontology annotation, biological process: protein deubiquitination. The record is from RefSeq and is a predicted model, not a curated record. Lineage: Eukaryota; Viridiplantae; Streptophyta; Magnoliopsida; Poales; Poaceae. Bases 257 to 1948 code for a protein of 563 amino acids. The transcript is spliced from 3 exons. Gene Ontology annotation, molecular function: zinc ion binding; cysteine-type deubiquitinase activity.
GGACAACAUUUACGAGAACCUGAUAAUGUGAUCCUCUGGUCAGAUCCCACGCGAAAGCCACGAGCACCGCCUCGCUCUCUGCACUCUGCUGCUGCCGACCCAUGGCUCACUGCUGACUUCCCCAUGACCCCAAAUACCAUUUCGCGAUCCAUCUCCCCCCCGCCGCCACCACCCCACCCCACCUCACUCCGCACCGCCUGCUGCCGCUGCCGCUCCACCGCCCAGCUCCCAUCCCCACCGCCGCAUCGCCUUCCCGAUGUCCACCCCGUCCGCGCCGCCGCCCUGCCCGCACCUGGCCGCGCACCGCCUGACCUCGCGCCCGCUCCGCUUCCUCCGCCGCUGCCUGCGCGUGCGCCCGCUCGGCCGGCCCGAGAUCCGCCGCGACGCGCGCGAGGUGCCCCGCUGCUCCCCUUGCGCGUCCUCCACCUCCCCGUCCCCGUCCCCGCCCCGCCUCUACGCCUGCCUCUCCUGCGCCGCCGUCUUCUGCGCCUCCCACGCCGCCUCCCACGCCGCUACGCCCCCCUCCCCGGGCCACCAGAUCGCCGUCGACGUCGACCGCGCCGAGCUCUUCUGCGCCGCCUGCGGGGACCAGGUCUACGACUCCGACUUCGACCACGCCGUCGUCCUCGCCCAGUCCUCCACCCUCUGCCCCGCCUCCACCUCCUCCGCCUCCGCCCCCUCGCCCCGCAAGCGCCGCCGCGUCGACUACCGCGCCUGGGCGCCAGAUCCGGCCGAAUCCGCGCUCAUGAGCUCCGCCGAUCCCGCCACCUCCGCCCGCGCCGCCGCCGCCGCCGCGCCGCCGGGGCUCCGCGGGCUCAACAACCUCGGCAACACCUGCUUCAUGAACUCCGUGCUCCAGGCGCUCCUCCACGCGCCGCCGCUCCGGAACUACUUCCUCGGCGAUCGCCACAAUCGCUUCCUCUGCCCGCGCCGCACGCCCAUGAGGCACCGCGCGGCCGGUGCCGACGCCAAGGCCGCCUGCCUCGCCUGCGAUCUCGACGAGAUCUACUCCGCCACCUUCUCCGGGGAGCGCACGCCCUACAGCCCGGCCAAGUUCCUCUAUAGCUGGUGGCAGCAUGCAUCAAACCUCGCAAGCUACGAGCAACAGGAUGCACAUGAAUUUUUUAUCUCCAUCCUUGACCAUAUUCAUGAAAAUAUAAAGGAUGAACAGCACAAAUCACAUGAACAAGGCCAUGGAGACUGUUGUAUUGCACACCGGGUCUUUUCUGGUAUCCUGAGAUCUGAUGUCAUCUGCACAAAUUGUGGGUUCUCAUCCACGACUUUUGAACCUUGCGUGGACAUCUCGUUAGACUUGGAUGCUGGGUCUAACAAUUCUCUUGCAAACCCAAAGUUGCAUGCACGCAAUGGUGAGAGGAACUUAGCUGGCACAAAUUCUAAGGUAUCAACACUCAUGAGAUGUUUGGAGCGGUUUACCAGAGCUGAGAGGCUAGAUGCUGAACAGAAGUUCUUCUGUGAACGUUGCAAAGAGAGGCAGGAGUCCCUGAAGCAAAUGUCCAUUCGGAGGCUUCCAUUAGUUUCCUGCUUUCACAUUAAGAGAUUUGAGCAUUCCUCAGUUAAGAAGAUGUCAAGAAAGGUUGAUCACUCAUUGCAGUUCCCUUUUUCUCUUGACAUGGCACCUUACCUGUCAUCCUCUGUUCUCAGAAGUAGAUAUGGGAACCGCAUAUUUCCAUCUGAAGCCAGUGAUUCAGAUGCAGUUUCUGAAUUGUCAUCAGAAUUCGAAAUAUUCGCGGUGAUCACACAUAGUGGUAAACUAGAUGCUGGCCACUACGUGACAUAUCUCAGGUUAAACAAUCUCUGGUACAGAUGUGAUGAUGCAUGGGUAACCAGAGUUGAGGAGCAUACUGUCAGAACUUCUCAGGCUUAUAUGCUCUUCUAUGUGCAGAAGACGCUUUACUAUAAAGCUUGUGAAAGAGCUGGUGCAGUCUGAUUUGGAACAAGCAUCGUGGGCCUUUUCUGCACCAGCAGGAAAUACAGUCAUCAGCGUAUACAACAUAGUUUCACCUGGAGAGAAAUGUCUGGCGUUUUCAUAUCCCAGCCAGCAAGGCAGACGGUCAAAGUUUUGUGUUCUCAUUGACCUGAUUGUAUCAGAGGUUUGAUUUGGCGAUUUUUCAACAGCCAGACACCCUAAAGGAAGAUGGACGGAUGCCUGAAAUUAUGCGUUGUAUUAUCUUGUUAUCCUCUGAUUAAUGAGUUUCUUUGGGGGUGUUUUUCAUUAAACUGAAAUCAGUUCAUUAAUUUGUACCAUUGGUGGUUGGUGGUGAGGGUGCUCUGGCCAAUUGUACUGGAAACCAGAUUGGUUUGAGCGAGCAAAGAAUUGGAAUAUGUAGAAGUGAGACAAAAGGGAACCUAAUUUUUGAUGUGUUCCUUUCAGUAACUGAAUGCCAUCUCUACUGAAGGUAGAGUUUCUUCCUGAUACCUGUAGAUCAUUCUGCCUUAAUCAUGUUCCCUUGAAUUUACUCGUUCUUGCUUCUACUCUGUACUUCAUAGAUGAGCUUAACAGAUGAGAUCAUUUUUGCCCAUCUUGUUUUGCUCUGCCUUUUUUUUUCUUUCAACUGUACAUAUUCAUGUUUGCUUGUAGCAUGUGGAUCGUUCUCCCUUUCUGAACUGUACUGUCAUAUUGAUGCUUAUUCUCCCA